Molecule: messenger RNA, 2828 nt
Organism: Echinops telfairi (small Madagascar hedgehog)
Lineage: Eukaryota; Metazoa; Chordata; Mammalia; Afrosoricida; Tenrecidae
Product: paraneoplastic antigen Ma6E-like
Exons: 2
Coding region: 72-2450 (792 amino acids)
Source: RefSeq, a predicted model, not a curated record
UCCGGGCUUCCCUCUGGCCCCUGGGCCCGUGCCAAGUGCUGGGCAGAGUCUUCAGGAAGGAGCUGGGGACCAUGGUCGCCUUGGUGGAAUUCGCUGACAAUUUAAACCGUAGUGUGGUCCCCCAACAUAUUCCAGGCAAAGGGGGACCCUGGAGGGUGGUCUGCCUGUCCCAGGUCCCCGAUACUGAACUAGAGGGGACUCUAGCUUUCCAUUAUCAGUUUAAGGGCCCCGUGCCGGCUGGCAGGGCAGGUGAGGCGGGAGCCACAGCCAAGGGAGCCGCCGGUGUGGCCAUGGCAGGUGCCAUAGGGGUCUCAGAUGAGGCAGCUGCUCCGUCUGAAGGAGGAACUGCAGGCGAGGCAGGAGGCACCAGUGAAAGUGGAAUGGAGCCUGUGACGAGCACAGCAGCUGAGGCAGGAGAGGCAAGUGUGGAGGCUCAAGGAAUGGUAGUGGCCUCCGAAGAGGUAGAAGGUCUGUUAGAAAGGGAAGCAGCAGCUGAGGCCGGAGUGCUAGGUGAUUCAGGCUAUGAGGAUGUGCCAGCGGGUACAGGCGAGGUAGCAGUGGAGAAUGUGGCUGGCUCCUCAGGUCAGAAAGGAGCAGCAGGUGGAGUAGGAGCAGCUGGAGAGGAAGGACGAGCAGUUGAAGCAGGAGAAGAGGCUGGAGCAGUAGGUGGGGCAGCUGGAGCGGCAGUGGCAGGCUACGAGGAUAUCAGGGCAUGGGGCGAGGCAGCAGCCCCUAGAGAAGGAAGAAGGCCCCCAGAUUGGAUGCGUAAGUGGAAGAAUGCUCUGCCACCUAUGUUGGAGAACCUGCGCGUUCAGGAGCUGAGGCCCUUUUCAGGUCAGGAAGCAGCAGAUCCUGAAGAAGAGCCCUUCGAAGUCUGGGUGGAACACGCCUACAACAUGCUGUACCUGUGGCGCCACCUGUCAGAGAAAGAAAAGAAGCGGCGCCUGGUGGAUUGCCUGAGCGGCCCAGCCCUGGAUGUCCUAUGCACCCUCCUGGCCGAAGACCCCAAUCUCUCCAUGCAGGACUGCCUGGUGGCCAUGGUGCAGGUGUUUGGCACUCAGGACUCAAGCAUGGCUGCGCAGAUCAGUUUCCUCACCUGCACCCAGGAGCCCCAGGAGCCCCUGUUUGACUUCGUGAUGCGUCUGGAAGGUGUGCUGCAGACUGCAGUGGAGAAGGGGGCAGUGCAACCAUCCAGCGCCGACAAGGUGCGUGUUCGGCAGGUGCUGACUCGAGGUCGGCCCAACUUCAUGUUGUGCAACAAGCUGAUGUGCAUAUACCUAGAGGGUUGGGCCCCUGACUUCCUGGGGAUGCUGAAGCUGAUCGAAGAGUGGGAGGAUAUGAUGGACUUGGAAAAGUCUGAGCCCACCCAUGGCAAGAGGCUGGUGUUCCAGAAUUAUCCAGAUGUUGACUCCAAUAAUGAAGAUGCUGCCCGGGCCAACCUCAAUGCUGCAAGUGUUGCCCGGGCCAACCCCAGUGCUGCAGGUGACAACUCAGAUGAUGAAGGUGGUGCCAAGGCCAACCCAGACGACAAAGGUGCUGACCCAGACGACGAAGGUGGUGCCGCAGGAGCCGACCCAGAUGACAAAGGGGCGAACCCCGACAAUGAAGAUGCCGGCUCAGAUGACAAAGGGGCUGCCAAGGCCAACCUGGGUGCUGCAGGUGCUGACCCAGACGACAAAGGUGCUGACCCAGAAGACGAAGAUGCCGGCUCAGAUGACAAAGGGGCUGUCAAGGCCAACCUGGGUGCUGCAGGUGCUGACCCAGACGACAAAGGUGCUGACCCAGACGACGAAGGUGCCGGCUCAGAUGACAAAGGGGCUGCCGAGGCAAACCUGGGCGCUAAAGGUGCUGACCCAGACGAUGAAGGUGGUGCCGAGGCUAACCUAGAUGCUGCAGGUGCUGACCCAGACGACAAAGGUGCUGACCUAGACAACAAAGGUGCUGACCCAGACGACGAAGAUGCCGGCUCAGAUGAUGAAGGGGCUGCCAAGGCCAACCUGGGUGCUGCAGGUGCUGACCCAGACGACAAAGGUGCUGACCCAGACGAUGAAGGUGCUGACCCAGACGACGAAGGUGGUGCCGAGGCUAACCUAGAUGCUGCAGGAGCCGACCCAGAUGACAAAGGUGCUGACCCCGACGACGAAGAUGCCGGCUCAGGUGACGAAGGGGCUGCCAAGGCCAACCUGGGCGCUGCAGGUGCUGACCCAGACGAGGAAGGGGCCGACCCAGACGACGAAGGGGCCGACUCAGAUGACGAAGGGUCCACUGAGGCCAGCCUGGGUGUUGCAGGUGCCGACCCAGACGACGAAGAUGCCGACUCAGAGGAUGAAGGGGCCGCCCAGGCCCACCCAACUGCUGGAGAGUCCAACAUGGCCAUCGACAAGCCUGGAUCGCCCACUGUGGCUGGCCCAGAAGCCGAUGCUGCUGCAAAGGGUGCCCCUGCCCCUUAGGAAGGUGGGCACGCCUCCACCCCAGCUCACGUGGGCAGUGCUCCUGCGGCAGAGAGUGCAGGCACUGGAUCUCAGUGCCUUGGCCAGUGAGGGGUGACGCCCACCUCAGGACGGCAGGAAGAAGGAAGGUCUAGGGGUGGGGCUGGCUGCCGGAAGCUCCACUCCAGUUGUUCGUGACUCAGUUUCCUCAAUCUGAUGCCGUUUUCUUUGCUUUCUUUCAGUAUUGCCCUUUGCCUGUCCUGGGGGAGAGGGACGGCGGGGUGGGGGGGCUUAAGGCAGGAUCCCACCUUAGCCGAUCGAGUUGGGAAGGGACCUCCAGAAGUAUUGGACGUUGCCAGAGUUCAUUGUCCUGACAGGAGGCAGCCUGUGGGCUGCUGA